CCCCUCCUCCUGCUCUGAUUGGACAGCGAGGAAGAGGAGGAGGAGGAGGAAAAAAAUCCUGACGGAGCGGCAGGAAUUUCCUCAGCUCUCCUCCAAUUUCCACGAAUCCUUCCGCCGCUCUCCGUCCAGACUGAACGUCCACAGCGACAGAAAGAAUGUUGCGAAGUGUCGCCGUGCUCGUGGCGCUGGCCGCGGCGCUCUGCAGCGCGGAGGAGCAGCAGCAAAGCAAAAGCAAAGUUUGUGCCAACGUGUUCUGCGGAGCGGGCAGAGAGUGCGCCGUCAACGAGAAGGGAGAGCCCAGCUGUCUGUGCAUAGAGAGCUGUAAACCCCACAAGAGGUCCGUGUGUGGCAGCAACGGCAAGACCUACAGGAAUCACUGUGAGCUCCACAGAGAUGCUUGUCUGACCGGACUGAAGAUCCAAGUUGCUCACGACGGACACUGCAAGGAAAAGAAAGCAGAGAAGGCAGCUGCAAACCCCGUGGUUUGUUACGCUGCUGACCGCAACGAGCUGAGGCACCGCCUGAUCCAGUGGCUGCAGACGGAGAUCGUCCCCGACGGCUGGUUUGUUAAAGGCUCCAACUUCUCCGAGAUCCUGCUGAAGUACUUCAAGAUUUAUGACAACGGCGACUCUCAGCUGGACUCCUCCGAGCUGCUCAAGUUCAUCCAGCACAACGACUCCGUCGUGGAGCUGCACUCCUAUGCAGACCAGGAGAGCAACAAGCUGCUCAGGAGCCUGUGUGUUGACGCCCUCAUCGAGCUGUCAGAUGAGAACGCAGACUGGAAGCUCAGCUUUGACGAGUUCCUCAACUGUUUGAAGCCCGGCUUCAACCCCCCAGAGAAGAAAUGCGCCCUGGAGGACGAAACAUUCGAGGACGGCGCGGAGACCCAGGUGGAGUGCAACCGCUGCGUCUGCGCAUGCGGCAACUGGGUCUGCACUGCUAUGAUCUGCUCUGACAAACACGUGGCUGCGGGUGAGUCAGCAGAUGUCGGAGCAGAGAUGACCGAGGAGGAGUGGAAUCUGAGAGUUGCUGAGCUCAACAAACAUCAGGACACGGUGGAGAAGUCCAAGACCAGCACAAAAGAGGUUUAAGUGAGGACACUCCGAAGAAGAGGAUGGACGCCGUCACCCUUCUUCCAUACUUGAUUCCCCUCACGGCCGAUUUAUAAACUGACUCGUUUAUGUUUAUCUGCUAUGUUAUUUACUAUAUAUUUUUUGUGUGUUUUUAAGUGUUUAUGUUCAUUAGAAUAUUAAGGGUGAUCACAAAACGUAAUCAGAUUGCCUUUGUGUGCCGUACUGUCCUCUUUGAUUGUGUUGCCGUGCUCCUCCGGUAGUCCUGCGGCUUUUUUUUUUUUUUUUUUACAACUGUUUUAGUGGAAAGAAAAUGUCAAGUUGCCACUUUUUGGAGGAAAAUGCGUUUUUUUUGUAGAUGGAGGAAAAAUCAAGAGUUUGGAGAGUCUGUGUGGUAAAAUGAGGAAGGGGUUUGAGAUCUUUCAUCAUCGAGUUAGCAGGUCUCUUAAAGAGGUUAAAAGAAAUUUGAGGAUGCCACUACUUGACCAUUGCACUUCUUGAUUUAUUUUCUUCUUCAUUAAUAGUAUUUGUAAUCUCUUUGUAUCUUACUGCUUAAGUAUUAGACAAAAAAAGGUCUCUGUAUAGUGUGUGACAGGCUUGAGUUGGAGGGCUCUCUCCGUCCCCAUGCCUUGCUUCGACGGGUCUUUGUGGUGCUUUGUGGUCAAACCAUUCUGUCGUUCUUGUUCUGAGACGAAAACAAGACUAUUCUCAGCGAAGAGCAGCAAAACUGCCCCUCCCCAGGUGAGACCUGAUCUCAGCUUAGCAUGGCGAAAAACAAAACCAAAGACCUGCAUUUGAAUGAUGUGUGAAAAACUCUCCGGGUAAAGCAUUACUCUGGACCCAGCAACGACAGUAUACCUGUGCUUUCUGAAUGACUAACAAAAAGGAGUCAGCUGUAGAGUAGAAGCAUCAGUGCCUGGGUGCAACUAAAACGUGUGUUUGUCUUUUAUGCGUGUUAUUAACCUCAGUCUGGGAGGAAUAGGUUUUUAUGUGUUGAUUUCUUCAAAGUUUGUACCUAAAUUUGUUUUUUCCGACAAUAAAACCAGUGCCUUAAACCUACCAAUAGUAUAGCCCUCUACCUUUGGGUACACAUUCGCUGUAAGGCCUGAAUGCAUUGCAAGAAUUUGCUCAAGUUUUGUAGUAACUCAGUCCCUGAUAACCGGCUGUGUGGAUGUAGCACUGUAGAACUUCUUUCUAUUCCAAUAGACGUGCAGAGACUGCAAGGAAAAUAUGCAUGUAUGCCAAUAAAGAUCUUACAACAGA
Messenger RNA from Oryzias melastigma (Indian medaka), 2333 nucleotides. It is a transcript of the gene fstl1b, whose product is annotated as follistatin-like 1b. The record is from RefSeq and is a predicted model, not a curated record. The transcript has 11 exons. Gene Ontology annotation, molecular function: protein binding; calcium ion binding. Gene Ontology annotation, biological process: multicellular organism development; regulation of BMP signaling pathway; cell differentiation. Lineage: Eukaryota; Metazoa; Chordata; Actinopteri; Beloniformes; Adrianichthyidae. The coding region runs from base 156 to 1091 and encodes 311 amino acids.